This is a messenger RNA of Drosophila sechellia, 698 nucleotides long. RefSeq names its product mitochondrial ribosomal protein L49 (gene mRpL49). The transcript has 2 exons. Bases 102 to 641 code for a protein of 179 amino acids. The record is from RefSeq and is a predicted model, not a curated record. Gene Ontology annotation, cellular component: ribosome; mitochondrial large ribosomal subunit. Gene Ontology annotation, molecular function: structural constituent of ribosome; translation initiation factor activity. Lineage: Eukaryota; Metazoa; Arthropoda; Insecta; Diptera; Drosophilidae. Gene Ontology annotation, biological process: translational initiation; translation.
CAAUUAUCGCUGCCAUUUGCUCAUCACUAACCAGCCAGUGCAUAUGUAACAACUAUUUUUUGUAUUUCUCGGGAAAUCUGUUAAUUUUUUAGCCAAAAAACAUGGCAACAAGCGCCAAACUGAUGCUGGGCAGCAGUCUCUGCCAAAGGCUAAGCCAGCUCACCAGGCAAAUACACAUGCAACCGGCACUUUUGUCUAGUUUUCGUUCAUCCCGCGAAGUUCAGGAGCUCGACAAGUAUCCUGAAGUAGAGGUGGUGGCCAAUCCGCCCGAGUGGCGUUUUGUGGAGCGUUUGCUGCCAGCGGAAACAGUACCACAGCCGGUGGAGAAGCCAAAAUAUCCAUCCGGUUGGCGGCCACAAAAGGAGGAUGGCUCGGAACUGGGUUACCAUGUGGCCAGGACGAAGAAUCACAUGGUGCCCGUAUAUCUGCACACCAGGUUCCGUGGCCAGCGCAGGAUCACGGUGGUGCGACGCGUCCAAGGAGACAUCUGGUCGCUGGAGAAGGAUCUGCGAGCGGUGGUGGAGCAGUCGCGAAACGGCAAGCUCUGCGCCACGAGAAUCAACGAGCUGAGCGGUCAGAUACACUUCCAUGGCGACCACGUGGAUGUCCUGCGCGACUAUCUCAAGGAGAAGGGCUUCUGAAGGUCCACAAAUGUCGCGUCUGUGCCGCAAUAAACGCUUUUCUGUUGAUUUAAAUCA